Polypterus senegalus (gray bichir) is the source of this 2668-nucleotide messenger RNA. RefSeq names its product gastrula zinc finger protein XlCGF8.2DB-like. NCBI's taxonomy places the organism in Eukaryota, Metazoa, Chordata, Cladistia, Polypteriformes, Polypteridae. Bases 160 to 1251 code for a protein of 363 amino acids. The transcript is spliced from 3 exons. The record is from RefSeq and is a predicted model, not a curated record.
CUGUACUAAGCUUUCGUCUUUCGCUUAUCGCUUGUUGACAGUAGUCUGAAACAGUGGAUGAGACGACACGUUUUUGUCCAGUGAACCAACUUUGGAAAGUCUCCAUCACUCAGAUACAAACAUAAGAAGAAAGCAGCUACCAUUUACUGUAACACCAAGAUGGAUGUAAAAGAGGAAGUGUUUGAGGCUGACAUAAAUACUGCGGCGAUAAUGGCGGUGAGCAUUAAGGAGGAGGACAAUGGUGAAUGGGAGCCUGUACAUCAUGUACAGAAGAGUCUGCCCAUUAAGAAUGAAGAUUAUGAAUUGGUGACUGUGGGCACUAAAGAAGAGGCUGAGGAUGCAUAUGACACAAGGAGGACUGUUAGAAUGCUGAAAGAUAAGGCACUACCUUCAAGUCAGUCUGGAGAAAGAGUCAAACGUCACUGUUGUUCUAAAUGUGGAAAACGAUUCUCUCAUUUAAAUGAUCUUCGAAGUCACACAAGAAUUCACACUGGAGAGAAGCCGUACUGCUGUUCGGAAUGUGGUAAACGAUUCUCACAAAUCUCCCAUCUUCAGACACACAAAAGAAUUCACACCGGAGAAAAGCCAUAUCGCUGUUUUGAGUGUGGCAAACAAUUUUCACAAAUCUCCCAUCUUCAAACCCACACUAGAAUUCACACUGGGGAGAAGCCGUAUUGCUGUUCACAAUGUGGCAAAAGAUUCUCACAAAUCAUCAAUCUUCAGAACCACACAAGAACUCAUAAUGGGGAGAAGCUGUAUUGUUGUUCUGAAUGUGGAAAACAAUUUUCACUAUUAAGUGACCUUCAGAGUCACACAAGAGUUCAUACUGGUGAAAAGCCAUAUUUCUGUAGUGAAUGUGGCAGACAGUUCAAACAUAUGAUCAGUCUUCAGACCCACAUACAAGUUCACACUGAAAAGAAGCAAUAUUCCUGUUCUGAAUGUGACAAGCAAUUCCGUUACAGACGCAGUCUUCUAUCCCACUCAAGAAGUCAUGUGGGAAAGAAUCCUAAAUCUUGUUCGGAAUGUGGAAAACAAUUCUCCAGCAACAGCCAUCUUCAGACACACAAAAGAAUUCACACCGGAGAGAAGCCAUAUUGCUGUUCAGAAUGUGGGAAAAGAUUCUCACGAAUGGCCAAUCUUAAGACCCACAUAAGAAUUCACACUGGAGAAAAGCCAUAUUCGUGUUCUGAAUGUGGAAGACAAUUCUCUGACAACAGCCAUUUUCACAAACACAUAAAAAAUUCACACUGAAGAGAAGCUGUAUUGCUAUUUGAAAUGUUUUCAAGUGAGCCUCACAAGUGUUAAAGAGUGUUAAGACCCACCCAAGGAUUCACACUGGAGAGCAUUGCUGUACAAAAAGUGGCAAAUUAUUUGCACAGUUGUCUUAAAAUUCAAACUAGGGAAAAGCGCUAUUGCUGAAUUGAAUAUGGUAAACAAUUCUAACAUAUGGUCAGCCUUGAGACCCAGACUCAAACUGAAGAGUAGUUCAAUUUCUCUUCUAGAUGUGUCAAACAUUUCCUUUACAGGCAUAGUCUCCCCAUUCUAGCACUGCUGUUCUGCAUGUCGUAAACGGUUGUCAAAAAUGGUCAUGUUUGAGAACCACAUAAAAAUUCACAUGUGAGCAAAGCCAUAUUCUUGUUCUAAAUGUGGCAUAUAAUUCUGUGACAGAAGAAUUCUUCAAAAUUCACUUGAGACAGAAGUCAUACUGCAGUUCUAAAUGUGGCAAACAGUUUUUUACAGGAGCAGUCUUUUGAUGCACUCAAGAAUUCACACUGUAGGGAAGCUGUAUUUCUGUAAUGAAUGUGGAAAAGGAUUCCAUCUUCAAACCCACAAAAGAAUUCACUCUGGAAUAACAACAAUAACAAUGCAUAGAUCACUUCCAAAAAAACUUUAAGACUCAAGAGUGAGGUUUACUCUUGUCCUGAAAGAAAGCACACUAAAUCAUUGAGAAAAUAAAACCAAGAGAAGCCAUAUUGCUGUUUAGAAUGUGGUAAACUAUCCUCUGACCGGAGUAAUCAAAGCCACACUAGAUUUCACUAUCAAAAAAUUUUCUGAAAUAGUAAGUUGGAAUAUGAUGAGGAAAUGAAGGAGUAAAGGAAGCCAAAUGAACCAUGUUUAACGCCAAGUGUUGAUGAGUACCUUUAUAAGGUGGGCUUUAUAAUAUAAAAUCAAUACCAAAUCUCAUAAAGGUGAAACUGCUUUGUGUUUCCUAAUUAUACUGGCUGCACAUCUACCAGUAUGCAACCUGGAAUGGUUUCUUUUGGUAAUAAUUAUAUGUUGCUCUUUUCCUUUUUUUGUUUUUGUAGUUCGGAAAUUUUAUGUUUGAAAAUUUUCUGUUAGUGAAUCUUUAAAUUUUGACCUCUGAGCUUAGUUUAAUCCAAUUAAGCAACAUUUUUAUAAGUCAAAGGUUUUAUUUGUGGGACACAGGUUUUAUAGUUCCACUGUACCCUUUUGGUGAAUUUUAGGCCUCUGGCUUUUUCAUUUUUUGUGAGUUUUGAAUCACAAUAUGGUUCUGAUUAUUAAAGUAAAGCACUCAAAGCCUGGAUAGCUAGAAGAACCAUUUCUAGUCACUUCUUUGCUCGUUGAGAGAGUUUGGUAGCAUGCACUGAUAGUGUUUUGCUGCACCCACCACAUAAUGAACCACCUGGAUUAUGACCCGAGUGCAGUG